Talaromyces stipitatus ATCC 10500 is the source of this 2031-nucleotide messenger RNA. Its product is annotated as calcium channel subunit Mid1. Bases 109 to 1971 code for a protein of 620 amino acids. NCBI's taxonomy places the organism in Eukaryota, Fungi, Ascomycota, Eurotiomycetes, Eurotiales, Trichocomaceae. Gene Ontology annotation, molecular function: calcium channel activity. The transcript has 2 exons. Gene Ontology annotation, biological process: calcium ion import across plasma membrane. The record is from RefSeq and is a predicted model, not a curated record.
GAUGACAGUCUGCUAUUUUCAAUAACGCUUAAUUGCCCUUGAUGAAAAAACACUGCUAUCGAGCUCGGGAUAAGGAUCAGGAUCCUCCGUCGCAAACGCAAAAAUAAAAUGAUGCAGUUCCCUAAGCUCACCCCUUUGCAGUCGCGUUUCGCUGCCACCUUCGCUGCAACCAUCUUCGUAUUCGCAUUUUAUUAUAUAUUUUCGACGAGCUCUGGAAGUUUCGCGUAUGCCCUUGAUGAAGUCGACCAGUUGACAAUGUUGCGAAAUGGUGCUGCUGGGGAGGAUUCAAUGAUUUUUGAAGAUGAAUAUGAAGAGACGAGAAAUGACGCCGGCGGACAGAUAAUCAAACGUGCUACUGUAGACCCAAAUGCAGUCAGCAAUAAUGAGUUUCAGAUGCUCAAUAUCGCACCGGGACAGACACAAUACUGGGUUUUCACCAAGGAAUCAGUGCUGGGAAAGCCAUCGGCCACGCCAGAAGGUCUACCGGCCAAUAUAACGUCGAAUUCUACAGGUCAAAGUGUCAUUAACGAGAAUCGACGAGAAUUGAAGAAACGAUCGAAUACUGUGUACGUUUCGCUGAAUACCUGCUUGAAACCAAGUCUGAAUUCUAGCAACCCGAAUGCGACGUCGGAUACUCAACUACCUCCGUUGACGGUUUAUAUAUCGACAUCAUCAAAUAAUAAGAAUCCCGGACCUGCGGGGGAAGCUUCUCUACAGACGACCUAUACCGCGGAUCAGGGAUAUAUGGGCGCAACUGUUGAGAAUGCCGAUGACAAUGUCUAUAUCGGUGUCUCAGCACCCAACACGACUCUCUGGACGGGCAUAUACAAUUACCAAAUAGCGGCAUCAAUAGAUGCAUAUUUCCAUUCCGUUGACGACGAUACAAAUCUAUACUUUAUCGAUUCCGAUAUUAACUCGGCGCUCCUCAUAACGAAUAACUUGACCCAAUCAGACGAGGGAUCUGCAAAUUAUCGACAGUGGAUGAACAUAACACCGCCAUACACUAUUUUUGCGAAUAAUAUCAAUGACAAUUCGAUUUCGGGGUUGGAAAGAUCGUUUUGUGCUCUGAAUCAGUUGGCACAAAUGCGGGAGGGAAAUCAGGCUAUCAACAAGUCCAUGACGAAUCGUGGAUUGGGUAAUAAGCCCAAGGAGCAGUUCUACGUUACUUAUCUCAAUAGUAGCUCUCAUUAUUAUGGCAUUCUCGGUAUGAAAGGCAACUCGACUGCUUCUGGGAAUGGUGUGAUAGGUGGAGGUGGUAAAGUAUGGAGAGCAAUGAAUUUUACGACCAAAGCUGAAAAAAAUUGUGCUCUUCUCUACAACCUCAACUUUUGCUCCGAAGUCGCCUACGCAGUCCCAUCAAACCCAAAUCUCACCAGCACACAACUGGCACAGAUCUACGACCAAGCCGCUCAAUCCUACUACAAAAAUUUUGCCAACUCUUUAUCUCUGAUUCAAUGCAACACCUCCUCAACAUCGAUGUUUUCUCUCGCUGUGAAUUGCUCUGACUGCGCCAAGGCUUACAAGCAAUGGCUAUGCGCCGUCACAAUCCCACGAUGCUACGACUGGACGGCGGAUUACGCCUUUUUGAAACCACGAAAUGCAGGUCAAGCGUUUUUGAAUGGCACGACAUUACCUUCCGAUAAUCCCUGGGUGCAAUCGCCCGUAACCAACGCAUCACGCAACCCGUUGAUAGACACGGAGAUUCGUCCGGGUCCUUAUAAGGAGAUUUUACCCUGCACCGAUCUCUGCAGCGAGAUGGUGCGCACAUGUCCUUCGGCAUUGGGAUUUAAAUGUCCAACAGGGAAAUAUUUGAAUGAUUCAUAUGGCUAUAGAGCUUCAGAUGGUGAUAUCACGUGUAGUUAUUUGGGAGCGGCGUAUUAUUUGAAUGGCGCUUUUGGAUUGUCUUUGCCUGGUUUGGAUUUGGGAUUGUUAAUUGCUGGGUUGUGGAUGGUUUUUUGGGUUGCUGUAUAACAUUGUUUUAGCCAUAGGGCUUUUUACAAAUCCACAAUAAGGAAAUAUACAGUUCAUGCU